This is a messenger RNA of Danio aesculapii, 1044 nucleotides long. Its product is annotated as trace amine-associated receptor 13c-like. Gene Ontology annotation, biological process: G protein-coupled receptor signaling pathway. The coding region runs from base 46 to 1044 and encodes 332 amino acids. The record is from RefSeq and is a predicted model, not a curated record. The transcript has a single exon. Lineage: Eukaryota; Metazoa; Chordata; Actinopteri; Cypriniformes; Danionidae. Gene Ontology annotation, molecular function: trace-amine receptor activity. Gene Ontology annotation, cellular component: membrane.
CAGAAAGGAGAGCAGAACAAACUACUAACAGGAGGAGACUCACUCAUGGCCUAUGAGACGGAAGAUCAGGAGACUCAAUACUGCUUUCCUAACAUCAACUCAUCAUGUGUCAAGGGGAAACGCUCCAUUGAUGAAUAUAAUAUUAUAUAUUUGUUUGUGUCAUUGCUGUCAGCAUGGACUGUGUUUCUGAACCUGCUGGUGAUCAUCUCCAUCUCUCACUUCAAGAAGCUUCACACUCCAACCAACAUGAUUAUUCUCUCUCUGGCUGUAACUGAUAUGUUUGUUGGACUUGUCAUGCCUGUAGAAGCCAUCAGACUGAUUGAGAUGUGUUGGUACUUUAGAGACACUUUCUGUAAGCUCUAUUUAAUAUUUAUUGUAUUACUUCUCUCAGCAUCUCUUAGUAAUUUAGUUUUAAUUGCUGUUGAUCGUUAUGUGGCUGUGUGUUACCCUUUACUGUACCCACAGAAAAUCACCAUCACUAAAACAUUAACGAGCAUCUCUCUGAGCUGGGUUUGCUUCUCAGCGUAUAGCACUGCCCUUGUAGUUAACAAUGGCUAUUUUGACACUUCACACAGAACAUAUGUGUGUUAUGGACAGUGUUUAUUCAUGAUGAGUUUUGGUUGGACAAUCAUUGAUCUAUUUGUGGGUUUUAUUUUUCCUUGCACACUGAUCAUCACUUUAUAUUUGAGGAUUUUCUAUGUAGUUCAUCAGCAAGUGAAGAUUAUAAACUGUCUGAUGAAGGGUGGAAUAUGUGUAACAGAGGGUUUGUUUAAGAGGAAAUCUGAGAGUAAAGCUGCUCUGACUUUAGGAAUCAUUGUGACUGUUUAUCUGCUUUGCUGGAUUCCUUUCUAUAUCUGUUCUCUAACUGUAAACUCUUCCACGGCUAUGAAUGUUUUAAUAUGGGCUGUUCAUGCUAACUCAGGUCUGAAUCCUCUGGUUUAUGCUUUAUUUUACCCCUGGUUUAAAAAGACAGCUAAACUCAUUUUAACUCUGAAAAUAUUUCAGCCGGCAUCCUCUCUGAUCAAUAGUUUUGCUCAACAUUAA